UCUUCAAGAUGAAUUCCAAGUUGGAGAGUGCAAAGGUCAAAAGAUGGUGGAAGGAGUGCAAAUUCCACUUCUUUUGAAACCAAAACAAGAUCACAGCAACACAAAUACUAUUAAUGUUGCUUCUCUUGUAGAUAUUCUUAAGGCCAACAAGGAUGCAUUUGAAGACAUGUUACUCAAGCAUAGUGCAAUCCUGUUUAGGGGCUUUGAUGUCAAGGAUGCACAAGAAUUCAAUGAUGUGGUUGAAGCUAUAGGUUGUGAAGACAUUCGAUAUGUCGGUCCGGCGCCACGAACUCAUGUUCAUAAGCGGGUGUGGACGGCGAAUGAAGGCCCGUUAUCGGAGUUCAUAUAUUAUCACCAUGAGAUGGUCUUGAUUAAGGAAUUUCCGACAAAAGUGAUACUCUUUUGUGAAGUACCUCCGCCGGAAGGAGGUGAGACACCAUUUGUGACUAGUUGGGGUGUGACUGAAAGAAUGCUAAAAGAGUUUCCGGAGAAUGUGAGGGAGAUGGAGGAGAAAGGAUUAAGAUAUAGUUUUACUGCAUUGAGCAAGAAUGAUACUGGUUCCAUGAGAGGGAGGGGAUGGGAAGAUGCUUUUGGUACUUCUGAUAAAGUUGAAGCUGAGAAAAGGGCAAAAGCGCUUGGUAUGGACAUAGAAUGGCUAUCAAAUGGAGGAGUGAAGGCAAUGUUAGGGCCGCGGCAAUUGACACGGGUGUUUCCAAAUAGACAAAAUAGGAAGAUGUGGUUCAAUACUAUUGUAGGAAUGUAUGGUAAAGAAACAAGCUCAGCAGAGAUGGCUGAUGGGUCAAAAAUACCAUCAAAUGUGGUUGAAAGGUGUGGGGAAAUAAUAGAAGAUGAGAGCAUUCAAUUUAAAUGGGAGAAAGGGGAUGUUCUCUUUUUGGAUAACUUGGCCUUGCUUCAUGGUAGAAGGCCAUCUUUGCCACCAAGGAAGGUUCUUGUUGCAACAUGCAAGUGAAGGAAAGAUCUAUUAUUAACUAUAUAUAUAUAUACAUAUAAUCUGGGUUUUCAAUAAGUUGGUAAUAAAUAAUACUAUGGAUGUAAUCUCGUUGUGCAAUGAGCAAGCUUUGUUUA
Messenger RNA from Dioscorea cayenensis subsp. rotundata (Guinea yam), 1086 nucleotides. RefSeq names its product clavaminate synthase-like protein At3g21360. Bases 44 to 970 code for a protein of 308 amino acids. NCBI's taxonomy places the organism in Eukaryota, Viridiplantae, Streptophyta, Magnoliopsida, Dioscoreales, Dioscoreaceae. The record is from RefSeq and is a predicted model, not a curated record. Gene Ontology annotation, molecular function: oxidoreductase activity. The transcript is spliced from 3 exons.